UUUACACACAGCCAGUAUUCAUUUUCGACGACUGGGUUUCUCUACUGAUGUUUAGCGCUGCAAUACUGCCCAAACGGUUGCAGAGCAUUCGCUCAAUUCGCAUCAUAUGGUAUGAUGACCUUGACAUUAGCCCAGAGGAUCCCGCUUUUACAUGGCCACAGAGGGCGACCUAUCGUUAUCUCUGGUUCUGGAAGAGAGUUGUAAGAAAUCCAAAUUUACCGAGCGUAUUGGAACGUCUGCACCAUGUGCCAAACCAAGCGCAAAUAAGUCAAAGUUGGAAGAUUGAUAUUUAGGGAUACAUUGUUCGACUACUGGCUGGGAUGCGAGGUCUCCACACCUUUCGACUGGACACUGAUGUUGACCCCGAAUUCAAAAUAAUCAAAGUCAAUGGCCAUGUCUUCGCACCCAAGGUUUGGAGCGAUAUGAACACCCUUUUUCAGAGCCGUAACUGGGUUGGGUUCGACAUGGUUGCCAGACACGAUCCCGUUCCAGACUCUACGUAUGUUGAUACCUUGCGGACAAUGUAUCGGUUUGUCAGGUUGCAUGAGGAAGCGGUAGAGGAAGAGGAAGAGGAAGAGGACAAAGACGAAGGUGAGGAUGAGGACGAGGACGGGGACGAAGAUGAGGAUGAGGACGAGAACGGCGAUGGGGAUGGGGACGGGGAUAGGGGUGAGGACAAGGAUGGGGAUGAGGAUGAAGAAUAG
This is a messenger RNA of Exserohilum turcica Et28A, 704 nucleotides long. RefSeq lists its product as uncharacterized. The record is from RefSeq and is a predicted model, not a curated record. The transcript has a single exon. NCBI's taxonomy places the organism in Eukaryota, Fungi, Ascomycota, Dothideomycetes, Pleosporales, Pleosporaceae. Bases 321 to 704 code for a protein of 127 amino acids.